Panicum virgatum (switchgrass) is the source of this 1941-nucleotide messenger RNA. RefSeq names its product APETALA2-like protein 3. The record is from RefSeq and is a predicted model, not a curated record. The transcript has 10 exons. NCBI's taxonomy places the organism in Eukaryota, Viridiplantae, Streptophyta, Magnoliopsida, Poales, Poaceae. Bases 28 to 1524 code for a protein of 498 amino acids. Gene Ontology annotation, biological process: regulation of DNA-templated transcription. Gene Ontology annotation, molecular function: DNA binding; DNA-binding transcription factor activity.
ACACAGUAUAAAAAGCUUUGCACAAAAAUGGCUUCGCCUGCGAUACCAUUCGUCCCCCUCACGUCCCGUCGCGCCGCCCCCUUCGUCCUGGGGCGCCCUCCUCCUCCAUGGCCACCGCGCCCCGACGCCGCUGCUAGGUUGCUGGUAGAGGAGGAGUCCGGGGCAGCAGGCAGCGCGCGAGCUCGAUCGCGUGCCGGGGCCGAGCUGGAGCCGAUGGUGCUGGAUCUCAAUGCCGCCGACUCGCCGACGCCCGGGUCGGCCUCGGCCACCUCGAGCUCCAGCGGCGCCGGGGGCUUCUUCCGGUUCGACCUGCUCGGCGGGAGCCCCGACGAGGAGGGCUGCUGCUCGCUCUCGCCGCCCGUCGUCACGCGCCAGCUCUUCCCCUCGCCGCACCCGGACGCCGCCUCCGCCGCCGCCGCCUCGCCGCCGCCGGACGGGCCGCCGCCCCCGGAGGCGUCGGGGCCCUGGGCGCGCCGCGCGGCGGAUUUCGCGCCUUCGUCGCCCGCGGCCGGGAAGAAGAGCCGCCGGGGGCCCAGGUCCCGGAGCUCGCAGUACAGGGGCGUCACCUUCUACAGGAGGACCGGCCGCUGGGAGUCGCACAUCUGGGACUGCGGGAAGCAGGUCUACCUGGGUGGAUUCGACACCGCGCACGCCGCAGCAAGGGCCUAUGACCGGGCUGCGAUCAAGUUCAGGGGCCUCGACGCAGACAUCAACUUCCAUCUGAAGGACUAUGAGGCUGACUUGAAGCAGAUGAAGAAUUGGACCAAGGAGGAGUUUGUUCACAUACUCCGGCGUCAAAGCACUGGGUUUGCGAGGGGGAGCUCAAAGUACCGGGGUGUGACUCAACACAAGUGUGGUCGAUGGGAAGCUCGGAUGGGUCAGCUUCUUGGGAAGAAGUACAUCUACCUCGGGUUGUUUGACAGUGAAAUCGAAGCAGCAAGAGCAUAUGACAGGGCGGCCAUUCGUUUCAAUGGUCCCGACGCUGUUACUAAUUUUGAUUCUAGUUCCUAUGAUGGAGAUGUUCCACUUCCACCUGAAAUCGAGAAAGAUGUGGUUGAUGGGGACAUCCUUGAUUUAAAUUUGAGGAUUUCACAACCUAAUGUGCACUUUCCGAAAAGUGAUUGUAUCCUGACUGGGUUUGGAGUAAACUGUAAUUCUCCUGAAGCUUCAAGUUCAAUUGUUUCUCAGCCAAUAAGCCCUCAGUGGCUUGCACAUCCCCACAGCACAUUGGUUCCACCCCAGCAGCCACAUCUGUAUGCAUCUCCUUCUCCAGGCUUCUUUGUGAACCUCAGGGAGGCACCAGCAGCCACGGAGAAGCGCCCGGAGCCGGGGCCGGGCCCCCAGGCGUCGUUCCCUCCUUGGGCGUGGCAAAUGCAGGGCUCCCCUGCGCCGUUGCUCCCCGCCGCUACUGCAGCAUCAUCAGGAUUCUCUACCGCCGCCGGUGCGCCGGCGCCGUCCGGCCCCCGCCCGUUCGCCGGCCGCCGCGGCCACCACCACCAGCUCCGCUUCCCCCCGACCGCCUGACGGGCGAGCUCCUCCUCCUGCCCUGCCCUGCCCCGCCCCUGUCCAUCCCGAGACGGGCGCCUGGCCUGACCGGUGCCCGUCCGUCGCUGGUCGGGCCUGGUCGGUGACAGGGGGGCCGGCCAUUGGUUGGGGGACCAGGGAACGGACUGAGGCAGAGUCCUUCCUCUGUCUCCCCAGCUCAUGGCUCCCUCAAGUCCGGAUCUUCGUUUUGGGAAGCGGAUUCAUGGACCGUGGCCCCGUUUGAUUUGGAUUAGGAAAGUUUGGAGUAGAAAAUUUAUCAACUUUGACCACUAAUUACGUUGUAAAAUAAAGUCGGUUUACAAAAUUAACUCCAGAACUCUUGCGUUAGGAAGGUCUUUGACUGUGUGAUUAGAUGAUGAUACUGUAGCAUUAUUUUAGCCAAUCAUCGAUUAAUUA